This is a messenger RNA of Salvelinus fontinalis (brook trout), 3313 nucleotides long. RefSeq lists its product as uncharacterized. Gene Ontology annotation, cellular component: membrane. The transcript has 2 exons. NCBI's taxonomy places the organism in Eukaryota, Metazoa, Chordata, Actinopteri, Salmoniformes, Salmonidae. The record is from RefSeq and is a predicted model, not a curated record. Gene Ontology annotation, molecular function: G protein-coupled receptor activity. The coding region runs from base 149 to 1135 and encodes 328 amino acids. Gene Ontology annotation, biological process: G protein-coupled receptor signaling pathway.
CUCAGACUAGACCAUUGCAUUGAAUGUCUUGGACGUACUCAGAUUGAUGAGAUGAUCACUCAAUUUUUACACGUGUUGGAAACUAUGAGAAGAAAGAGGCCACGAUGAAAAAAUCCAAUACCCAAAAUACAGCAUCAAAAGAGGGAUAAUGUCGAUACCAAACGGGACUGGAGAAACGGGCGUAAAGGACUACACCUAUGUACGGGUUUGUGCGUCGACCGUCUCCUUCAUAAUAUUGGCGUUCUUCAACAUCGUCAUUAACUGGACUAUAGUGCGCGAGGAGCGACUUCGGGGCCAUGCGCGCUUUGUGUUAGUUUUUCACCUGUUGAUGUCAGCUCUGGUGUACUUUGGCAUGUGCUCUGUUUUCUACCUCCAGAUUUACCUCGGCGCCAGGCUGGUGGCAUCCAUCUGUGUGGCCAUGGUAACUGUCCUAAUCACCAGCGCGUCCAAUAUACUCCUGACUCUCACUGCUAUGGCGCUGGACCGUUAUUUUGCUGUCUGUCACCCUAUGAAGUACAGUUCUGUCUGGCAUUGGCCCUGGUUAGUUGGACUACUGACGUGGGGGCUCGCGCUGGUUAUUCCCCUCACUCUGCUCCCCAAGACGGAGCUGGACGCCACUGGUCCAAAUGGGGAAUGUGGACGGGAACAGUUGAAGAAAGGUGAAGUGAAAAAAAUCUUGCUGAUAUCUGUGUGUACGAUACUGAUUCUGUACAGUUAUGUAAGGAUACUGUUUGAGGGGCGAAGGUUGGGAGUGAUAAAUCGACGCAAUAGUGUUGGAUGCAAGACCAUCGCCCUGCACUUUACUCAACUCGCUGUGUACAUCCUCCCCAACUUUGUGCUAAUAGUUAUCCAGAAACAAGAACACCUUCAGCCGGGGACCAAAGAACUGUCAGCGGUGGUUAGCUUUGCCUUCUUUAGUUUGGCGCAGUGCAUAGCACCAAUCGUCUACGGUUUGCGUAAAGAGGAACUCUUGGAGCAGGUGCAUCGCCGGUUCCCUUGUUGUUCCCGCCAACUGAAAAGCGUUCUGGAGUGGACCGUGCGUGCCACGACGCCUCGUCUGCAUCCACAGCCACGGGAAAGAACAUUGACAUCCCAGACACUCAUCUCACUGGAGCCUCCACAGACACCAGUAUAAGGGAAGAGGGAGCACUCACUACUAACUCAACUACUCCUGUAACAGACCCAUCAGUAUGUCUCCAGUGCUCCAUAGGCUGGGCUAAAGACGUUUUGUACCAGACUGAUACUGCCACCCGAAUGCCAUGGAGACGCUGGUGGAAUGGAGGGUGUAGCAACUAGACAUCACAACACAUUUGGGAGCAUAUUGUAUAUCCAUACAGUGUGGAUUCACCCUCUUUUGUUGAUUGAUUCAUACAGUACUUGAAUAUCCAGCAUCUGCACAAAGCUGUGAAAGUGCUUCUGUUCUACCCAGGAUGUAGUGACUUUAUAGGAAUGGGUAUCACUGUGAACAUACCAGCCCCAGACCUGUAUUACCCGCCUCCCGGGUGGCGCAGUGGUCUAGGGCACUGCAUCGCAGUGCUAGCUGCGCCACCAGAGUCUCUGGGUUCGCGCCCAGGCUCUGUCGCAGCCGGCCGCAACCGGGAGGUCCGUGGGGCGACGCACAAUUGGCAUAGCGUCGUCCGGGUUAGGGAGGGUUUGGCCGGUAGGGAUAUCCUUGUCUCAGUAUGUAAAAAUGUAAUAAAAUGUAUGCACUCUACUGUAAGUCGCUUUGGAUAAGAGCGUCUGCUAAAUGACUAAAAUGUAAAUGUAAUGUUAACUGUACAGUGUCAGAGAAGAGUCCAACGAGGAUUUGACUAAUUUGACCGAAAAUUUACAGUACAAAACAGUGGCACAGCCAGAGAUUUGUUGAUGGGUGGGCCAAAAAUAUACACUACCGUUCAAAAGUGUGGGGUCACUUAGAAAUGUCCUUGUUUUUGGAAGAAAAGCACAUUUUUAUGUCCAUUAAAAUAACCCACAAAAAAAACUGCGAAGUGGUGACUCUGAGAUGCUGGCCUAGGCAGAGUUGCAAAGAAAAAGCCAUAUCUCAGACUGGCCAAUAAGAAGAAAAGAUUAAGAUGGGCAAAAGAACACAGACACUGGACAGAGGAACUCUGCCUAGAAGGCCAGCAUCCCGGAGUCGCCUCUUUACUGUUGACGUUGAGACUGGUGUUUUGCGGGCACUAUUUAAUGAAGCUGCCAGUUGAGGACUUGUGAGGCAUCUGUUUCUCAAACUAGACACUCUAAUGUACUUGUCCUGUUGCUCAGUUGUGCACCGGGGCCUCUCACUCCUCUUUCUAUUCUUGUUAGAGACAGUUUGCGCUGUUCUGUGAAGGGAGUAGUACACAGCGUUGUGUUGCUAGCUAACACAACAUAGUUAGCUAACACAACGUGCCAUUGGAACACAGGAGUGAUGGUUGCUGAUAAUGGGCCUCUGUACUCCUAUGUAGAUAUUCCAUAACAAAUCUGCCAUUUCCAGCUACAAUAGUCAUUUAAAACAUUAACAAUGUCUACAGUUUAUUUCUGAUGAAUUUUAUGUUAUUUUAAUGGACAAAAAAUUUGCUUUUCUUUCAAAUACAAGGACAUUUCUAAGUGACCCCAAACUUUUGAACAGUAGUGUAUAUAUUUUUCCUACAAUAGAGGAAAAUGUAUAGUUUUAUAGCUCAUUUCAUUCUAUUCUACACAUUUUGCCAUGAGGCUGAGAGAAAAUUUAGCAUUUAUAAAGCUAAUUGAAGCAACAACAAAAAAAAUAGGUGUGUUGAUUGUAUUAAAGGCACUGGAUUAUGAGCUGUCUGGUGUGCUAAAUGAACAAAUUAAAUAGACCGUGACAUGGUGUAUAUAUAGCCAUAGAAGCACAGUGACAUUAUGCCUCAAUGCAAUCAUUUUCGUGGCUUAUUGGGGGUGUGGCUUUCAGUUAGUUCUUUUUGGCAACCCAUCCCGUGAGAGUGAAUGUCAUUUCAGUGAAUCUGUUGUUAUAUUUAAUCAAAUCUGACUAACCCAGUGCACUGCUUGCUAUGAAUUUUAUCGUAUGGUGUUUGCACGUUUAGGUAAAAAAGACAAAUAAUGUCUUGUUUGGAAAACAGACAAGUAAAGAGGAUUUUUGCGCAAUCUCAUUGGGUGGGUGUGGCUUCCCUGUGCCUACUCCGCUAGUACAAAUCCCCCAGAAGACACCAGAAUUGACUGCAUGAGCAUUGUGCAAUUUAGCCUACUAUGCAAAAGUUGAUUCCUUAAUGAUAAUUGAAGCAGCAAUUACUUUAUUUGUGAGAUAAAGUCAAGACAAUACAUACUACUUGAAAUUAAAAGACUCCAGUUAAUUCAA